This is a messenger RNA of Aegilops tauschii subsp. strangulata, 435 nucleotides long. The record is from RefSeq and is a predicted model, not a curated record. NCBI's taxonomy places the organism in Eukaryota, Viridiplantae, Streptophyta, Magnoliopsida, Poales, Poaceae.
AUGCUCUACGCCCCACUCUCCCAGCUGCUCUCUGUGGAGCCAAACGGGAAUGAGGAGGCCAUCGCCGUCGCGCUCGACCCCGCCGCCACCUGGACGUCGCCGGAGCACUCCCCCGGCGGCCUGCUUCCCCCUCCUCCCCUACGCCGGUCGUCCCCGUCGCUCCUCCCCGCGCUCACUGCCCAGACCCCGCGCCCCCCCGUGAGGACCCCCUCCUUCUCCUCUUCCCCACGCCCCGCCGGUGCGUGCCUGCACGCGCCCGCCGUGGCCGCGUCCGGCCACUGCGCACGCCCCGCCACCGCACCUCCUCCCGCAGCUCCGCCCGGCCUCGCCCUGUUCUGCCUCGCCGCGCUCCCCGCGUUCGGCCCGCGCCCGGGCCGCGCGUCGCCCCGCCCGGCGUGCCUACACACGCGCGUGGCCGCGCCCUCUCCCCCGUGA